Messenger RNA from Saccoglossus kowalevskii, 2625 nucleotides. Its product is annotated as carboxypeptidase B-like. The record is from RefSeq and is a predicted model, not a curated record. NCBI's taxonomy places the organism in Eukaryota, Metazoa, Hemichordata, Enteropneusta, Harrimaniidae. Gene Ontology annotation, biological process: proteolysis. Gene Ontology annotation, molecular function: zinc ion binding; metallocarboxypeptidase activity.
GUAACUGUCAAAAUCUCGGAUAGAUGAAAACGAGGCAACCCCGUAGGUCAAUAACAGAAAGAUUAAAUUUAUAAUCGGUAACGUGGGAGAUUUGUUCAGUGCACCCGGUCUUCAGUUUCCUUCCUACGCUGUAUUAUAUCAUCGAAGACCUCAGAUCAACACCACUGGCCCGACAUUGAUACAGGCUCAGUUGACACUGUUCCUAUAAACAGACGAAGUUGAGAGGGACGCAGACGAUCCACACGACGAUACUGACACUGAUCGGCAACGCAACAACAUGGGAUACGCGUUGGUGAUUGCGUUUUUGUUGGUGCAAAUAACUUGCGAAGUAAGAUCAGAGCAAAGAUACGAGAGGCAUAAGCUAAUCCGUGUGCAUCCACAGAACACUGGUGAGAUAUAUGCUAUGAAAAGAAUACAAGACGUAUUCCGGAAUUCUGAGUUUGAGUUCUGGAAAGAGCCCAGGAAGGAGAACCAGCCGAUCGAUAUCAUGGUGUCACCUGAUGCAUCCAGUCACCUCACACAAUUCCUAAAAGUUGCUGAAAUUAAACACGACAUUGUCAUAACAGACAUACAAGCUCUCAUUGAUACUCAGAGAAAAAAGAGAAGCCAACAAGAAGACGUAGAAGAUGUGGAAGAACAAGAAGAUGGAGGGGUGAACAUAGAGGGAGACCAACAAAUCCUGGAUUGGAUAUUUGAGUUAGAUCAACAAUACGAAGAUUUGGUUGAAGUAAUACAUAUAGCGACGUCAUACGAAAACAGACGUAUUUAUGGUCUGAAGAUAUCUGGUGCAAGAAAAGACGAAGAUAAACCGUCCAUUUAUAUGCAAGGUGGCUUUCACGCCCGAGAAUGGAUAGCACCAGCAACCGUAUUAGUCAUGGUCAAUCAGCUACUAUCUAAUUAUGGAAGCGAUGAAGCAAUCACGGUACUUAUCGACAACAUAGAUUGGUACGUUCUUCCGCUGGCUAACGUAGAUGGUUAUGUCUACACCUGGACCGAGGAUCGUUUCUGGCGAAAGACAAGAUCGGUGAACGAAAAUCAGGACUGCAAUGGGACAGAUCCUAACAGGAAUUGGGACUACGAUUGGGGAGGUGCCGGAACGAGUGAUAUUGCCUGUUCUCCCAUCUACGGUGGCUCGUCUCCGUUCUCUGAACGUGAAGUGAGAGAGGUGGCAGGCUUUAUAACCAAACACAACUUUGACGCUUUUUUAGAUUUUCAUGCGUACGGUCAGAUCUGGAUGGCACCUUGGAGCUACAGCUUAAGUUCAACUCCUGAUUACGCAGAACAGAUGGAGGUUCUCAAACUAGCCAUAGAAGCUGUCAAUGCUACUAACGGUAUGGAAUACAUCUCUGGGCAGAUAUCACAUAUAUUCUCGCCUACGUCUGGUUCGAGCGGAGAUUGGGCCUAUGGUACCGCGCACAUCAAAUACACGUAUGGUAUCGAACUACGCGAUGUCUGGUACGGCGAUUACGGAUUCUUGCUGCCCGAAGAUCAGAUUCUAGCCACGGGACUGGAAACAUUUGCCGGUGUCAAGAUUGGCUUCCCGAGUAACAAGAGUAAAGACUCCUUUUGGAUCAAUUCCGAAGUCCAUGCGCGUGAAUGGAUAUCAACGGCCGUUGCCCUUUAUCUUGCCAACCAAAUUGUCAGCGAAGUCGGCGUGGAUCCCGUAGUGGACGAAUUGUUGCGCGUGUAUGAUUGGUACGUGAUGCCAGUAUUAAAUCCAGAUGGAUAUGUUUAUACGUGGACCACGGAUCGGCUGUGGAGAAAAACUCGUUCCAUGAAUAUGGGCACAACAUGUGUUGGUGUGGAUGGUAAUAGAAACUAUGGGUACAAGUGGGGAGGAGAGGGCGCUAGUUCGGAUCCUUGCAGUAACGAGUAUAUGGGACCAUUUGCUUUCUCUGAGCCUGAAAUCCAUGCUCUGGCGACUUUCUUAUCAAGAACGUCAAAUACCAAUUUCCGACUUUUCCUGGAUCUCCAUAGUUACUCUCAAUUGUGGCUGUAUCCAUGGAGUUAUGUCGCCGAGAACACCCCGGAAGAUGAUUACGAGCAACAGAAUCAGAUGGCAAAGUUGGCAGUGCAGGCGAUAGUUGAAACGCAUGGCCAGACAUAUACAUACGGCAACUCUGGCGGAGUAAUGUAUCCAGCCUCUGGCAUGAGCAUAGAUUGGGUGUAUGGCGUUCUCGGUGUGGUGCAUUCAUAUACCGUGGAACUACGAGAUCUUGGUGAAUAUGGAUUCCUCUUACCCGAAUAUGAAAUAACACCAACAUGCGAAGAAGCCUAUGCAGCUAUCAAACGAGUUGGUCAAACCCUGCUCAACGACAAGCCGGGAAUCUAAAAGAGAGAGGGCCCCUCAAAGAGUAUAAUAACGCGAAAUGCGUUGAUAGUGGUGCUAGGAAUCUGUGUAGCUGCCACCAUAGCGAAGAAUAGGAGAAAUUUGUUUUCUGCAACGUUUAGUGUCAGGCGCUGAUUAGAGACUUGUGUAGUACUACUAUAGCCAGGAAACCGAGACUCACAACAUCCCCGCCCGAAGCGUGAUGACGAGCACAGCACACACGAUGCACUGCUCGCUUAGUCUCAUUACACGUAAUAAAACUUGGAUGAGAAGAGUUUUAAUAAAAGCUUUUUUUU